Vanrija pseudolonga is the source of this 3270-nucleotide messenger RNA. RefSeq names its product Alpha-mannosidase. Gene Ontology annotation, molecular function: alpha-mannosidase activity; carbohydrate binding. NCBI's taxonomy places the organism in Eukaryota, Fungi, Basidiomycota, Tremellomycetes, Trichosporonales, Trichosporonaceae. Gene Ontology annotation, cellular component: fungal-type vacuole membrane. The transcript has 8 exons. Bases 1 to 3270 code for a protein of 1089 amino acids. The record is from RefSeq and is a predicted model, not a curated record. Gene Ontology annotation, biological process: oligosaccharide catabolic process; mannose metabolic process.
AUGAGCCCAGCGAACGGCAUGCCGAAUGGCCACUCGGCCAACGGAGGACAGUUUACCGCCAAGACAUACCCCGUCAAGUCUACCGACGCGCGGUACAAGUUCUUACUCAAGCAGACGGAGAGGAGGUUGCGGGAAGGCUUCAUUGGCGGGUACUACGAGGACUACAACCUAUCUGCCCUCCUGACAGCACACCGACUUGAUGACGAGGCACAUGUCAAGCUGGAGUACUGGGCCGCCCCAAAUGGGUCCAAGGCUUCGUUCGACGAAGCCAAGAACCAAGUAUACAAGCCCGUCAAGAAAGGUAUCCGCCUCGGGCCCAACUGGUCCAACCACUGGUUCAAGGUCGAGGUGAACAUUCCACCCGAGUAUGCCAACUAUGAGCGAGUGCAGCUCGAGUUUGACUUUGCUGGUGAAGGCCUGGUGUAUGGUGAAGACGGUUUCGCGUACCAAGGCCUCACAGGUGGCGACUACAAUGAGCGCCGUGUCGACUUCAUCAUCCCCGACAACCACCGUGCAGCAGGAGUUGGUCGAUACUACAUUGAGGCGAGCUGCAACGGCGUGUUUGGGAUCAACGACGACAUGUUCGGACCGAAGAAUAAUCACUUUGUCGAGCAAACUUGGGAACUCAUCACGGCCGACCUCGUUGUGCCCAACAUGGACGCAUGGCGCCUGAAGUGGGAUUACGAGUUCCUCGUGCAGCUGUGGCAGCAACUGCCUGACGAGUCGUCACUGUCCCAGGUGGCGCGGUACACUGCCAACGAGAUGAUCAACCACUUCCGACGGGGAGACUUGGCGAGCUGUGCCGCGUCGCGCAAGGUUGCAGAGAAGGUGCUUGGGGACAACUGGGAGCGGGAUGUCGACGCCGAGUGCCAGCAGACCGUCACUGACGGUACGCUGUGGGCAAUUGGCCACUGCCACAUUGACACGGGAUGGCUGUGGCCCUACUCGGUCACACAGCAAAAGUCGGCACGGUCAUGGUCCACGCAGCUGGACCUCAUGGAUCGAUACCCCGAGUACGUCUUCUCGGCGACCCAGCCCCAGCAGUUCCAGUGGCUGCAGGACCUCUACCCCGAGUUGUUUGCACGCAUUGUUGAGAAAUCUCAUGAGGGCAAGUUUGAGCCGCUCGGCGCGACCUGGGUCGAGAUGGACACCAACCUCCCGUCUGGUGAAGCCCUCGCCCGCCAGUUCCUCUACGGCCAGCGAUACUUUAAGCGCGAGUUUGGGGCCUACAGCUCCACAUUUGUGCUUCCCGACACAUUCGGGUACUCGUCCCAAUUGCCACAGAUCUCGCGCCUGUCGCAUGCUCCCAAUUUCUUCACGCAGAAGAUCUCGUGGAACGACACCAACCCGUUCCCGCACACGACGUUCAACUGGGUCGGGCUCGAUGGCACACAGGUGCUCGCACACAUGACGCCAGUGGGGACCUACACGGCGCAGUGCAAGGUUGAGGACUUCCGCAAAGCCGUCACUGAGCAUCGUAACCUCGAGGUCAGCAAGCAUACGUUGCUGCUGUUCGGUAACGGUGAUGGAGGCGGUGGACCCAACGCGCCCAUGCUUGAGUCGCUCCGCCGCGCGCGCGCGCUCGUGACCAACCGGGACGAUGCACCGGGCCACAUCCCCAAGAUCAAGUACGGCGGCAACUUUGGCGAUUUCUUUGACGCCGUGCGCGACGAGACGGCCAACGGCGCCACGCUGCCCAUCUGGCGAGGCGAGCUGUACCUUGAGAUCCAUCGCGCGACGUACACGUCGGGCGCGUUUGUCAAGAAGGGCAACAGGGAAAGCGAGAUCCUGAUGCGCGAGGCCGAGUACGCGGCGACGAUGGCAAGCGUGUACCGCGACUACAGCUACCCCAAGGCCCGGCUCGACAAGGUGUGGCAGGACCUGCUGCUCAACCAGUUCCACGACGUGCUGCCAGGCUCGUCGAUCAACAAGGUCUACGGCGAGGUGCGGGAGAUGUACGACAGCAUUCGGGCCAGUGCGCUCGAGGUUAUCAAGGAAGCGUAUGACGUGCUGUAUGGAACCGACAAGGGUGCCAACGGCCUGGUAGGCAUCAACACGCUGCCUGGUGUCGCUCGCGAGGAGGUGGUCCAGGUGCCGAGUGGGUGGGGAAGCCAGGGCGAGUAUGUCCUCCUUGCGAGUGACGGAGUGAGCGACGUCGCAGUGUCAGUCGAACCGACGGCUGCAGCGCCGACCGCGCGCCAAGUCGCUCCCGGGGUGUACGUGCUGGCCAACGCGGCCGUGGUCCUCCGCAUCGAGGGCGGACGGAUCACGAGCAUUCUCGACCUUGCCGAGGAGAAAGAGCUCAUCCCCGAGGGAGAGACCGCCGGCUUCGUCGUGUACGAAGACCAGCCCAACUACUGGGACGCGUGGGACGUCGAGGCGUUCCAUCUCGAGAAGGCCGACCAGCUGGUCUUCGACGCCGUCGAGGUGCUCACCACGUCACCUGUGCGCGCGACCCUCCGAACAACGAUCAAGUACAAGGCCAGCACGCUCGUCUUUGACCUCUCCCUGGACGCGACGUCCCGCACCCCCAAGCUGAUCACCAUCGAUGCCGACGUCGACUGGCAGCAGUAUCACGAGUUCCUCAAGUUCUACCUCCCCCUCACGAUCAGUGCGGACAAUGCGACCUACGACACGCAGUUCGGCGUCCUCCAGCGCCCGACGCACCGCAACACCUCGUGGGAUGCCGCGCGCUACGAGGUCUGCGCGCACCGCUUCGCGGACCUCAGCGAGUGGGGUUACGGCGUGGCCAUCGUCAACGAGUCCAAGUACGGCUACUCGACCACGGGCAAUGUCAUGACGCUGUCGCUCGUGCGCGGGAGCCGCAUGCCGGACCCCGAGCUCGACAUCGGCCAGCACCGGUUCAGCUUUGGCAUCUACCCGCACACUGGGACGUUUGCCGAGAGCGACGUGCCGGCAGUCGCGAGCGCGUUCAAUAACCCGUUUCGCUUGCGUCGCGCUGCGGAAAGGUUUGCAGGCAGCCCGGUGACGUUGAGCGGCGCGCGGAACGUCGUGCUUGAGACGAUCAAGCGCGGCGAGGACGACGGCGAGGGGACAAAGACAGUCAUCGUGCGCCUCUUCGAACAGUAUGGCGGCCGGGGUCGGGCAGUGCUCAACAUUGGUGCCAGCCUUGGCGUCGUCAAAGCCGAGGUGGUCGACAUCCUCGAGGAGCAUGUCUCAGACUUGGAGCUCGUACCCACCGCGACCGGGGCGAAGGUUACUCUCCCGUGCCACGGGUUCGAGAUCAAGACAGUCCGUCUGACUUUGUAG